GCCCCGCCUCUUUCCGUGUGUAGGCGUUGCUUUUGUCUUCACACCCCUACAGCAUUUCCGCCGAGAAGCGAGCCGUCGGCACCCGGCCUUACCUGCCGCAUCUCCCUGUUCUCUCGCUGUCUCUCCUCUCCCGCCACGUCAUCUCCUUUCCCCCUUUCCAUUCGUCCUGCCGGUUCGAACUGUUCCGCGCCUUUGGGUUUCGCUUUUUCCUCGCCCUUUCGCCUAUUUCCCGCCCUCUCUUUCCCACACCCCUAAUACCUCUUCCGCGCGACAUCCCUUGCGAAAUCCUUUUCUCUUUUUCUCUUUUCUUAAUUCGAAACGUACGCGUCUCAUCACCCUUUUCGUCAUCUGUGCAAACAGAGAGAGAGAGAGAGAGAGAGAGAGAGAGAGAGAGAGAGAGAGGGGAAACUAGGCGGCUGCUGACAAGGGGAUGAGACACGUGAGAGUGAAAAUGAAGCUACGGAAUAUGUGCCAAGGUUCCAUAGCUGAUGCUGAAGGACGUUGGAGAGUGAAGGUGUGUCAGUUGAACGAGCAAGGAAAAUGGGACGAUAGGGGUACUGGACACGUGUCAGUUGAUUACAUUGAGCAAGCGGAGGCUGUGGGGCUGGUCGUGAUCGAUGAGAAAGAUAAUAGCCAUUUGCUUCUGCACCGAAUAUCUCCUGAGGAUAUCUACCAUAGACAAGAAGAUACUAUCAUAUCGUGGACAGACCAGGAUGCAUCAACAGAUCUGGCACUCAGUUUUCAGGAGGCGAUUGGAUGUGCGUGCAUCUGGGAUCAGAUGAGCUCUGCACAACGGCAAAUUCAGUUUCCUCCUGUUGGCGAUGACAUUUUGCAUGAUGGAGUUGCCGGAGAUGUUCCAGACCUGGCUAACCUUCCCCAGAGUGCUAAGAACACGCGGCAGUUGUUCAAUGCAAAAUGGUGUCAAACACCGAACACACAAGCAUACAACACAUGUAAGUGCGGGUGGUUGGACUGGGUCGCUGGCUGCUCGGACUGGGUUGGUGGGUGCUCGGACUGGGUCGUUGCGUGCUCGGACUGGGACAACGGGUUCCGGCAGAAUGGUGCCACGAAUGUGUCGUGUCUUAUUACGAUGAUGUUAUGCUUCCUGUUUCUGCAUAACAUCUCCAGGGUAUUCUUUGUCAUGGCGCGGGGUGCGUCCUCCAGUUCGGCAUCGACAUUUCUGUCGGAAGACGUAUACAGGAAUUACGACUACUCGAGUCAUUAUCCGGGCCAGCCGAAGCGGCCGUCGGACGAUGAGCUUUUAGAAGUGUGUGGCGAGCGUUUGGGUGAUGAGUCUGGGGUGAGAUGGUCGUUUGACGAAAUGUUGCAAUUGUUGUACAUGAAGCAGCAGGAAGUGAAUGCUUUGAAAAUGUUGCUUGACCGGCAAGAGGAAGAGCAUCUGGAGGCGUUGGAAGGGAUGUUGAACGGGAUCCGGUUGGGGCCGUGCGAGGGGGCAGGGGGUAGAAAGAGGGCGAAGCAAGAAGAGAAGGGGGCCGACAGGAAAAGAGGAGCAGAUAUGGCCGUAGAGAACGUUGAACUUGGAACGCAUGUGGAUGAAAAUCUGAAGUUAGUGGAUGAAAAUCUGAAGUUGCGCUCGAUUUACAACGUUCGCUGUCAUACGCUGGGAUCACUGAGGGACAUGGUGGUGAACCUGCACAGCAACAGGGACGGGUCACUGUUGCAAAACAUGAUUCGUUGGAGGGAGAGGGCGGUAAGUUUAGAUAUCCAGGUUAGAAAGUUGUUGACCAUAUCUGACACCCGUAGGGACAUCUGUGUGCUUGCCAGUGCGUUGUUCAAACAUCCGACGGAGAGUACAAUGCGGGAGAUUGAAAAGAGGGAUGCGUUGAGUGCUGUUAGGUGUCUGGAGUGGCUGGCUGAGACGUUUCUGCAGAGGGCGAUAAUGGCUGAGGUGCAAACUGCGCUCAACUUCCCGUUGACAAAGCACCAGGAAGAGGGUACUAUGGAGUGUCUGUUCAACCUGUUGCUUCGGUCAAUGCGAUCCCGCCAGCGUUUGGCAUAUAUGAUUUCCGCGGAACAGUCGGUAACGGAGGAUUACAAACUCACCCGACAACAGGCAGCGGAUUUGGUACGUAUGAAGUCAGUGCUAGGUCAGAGUCUGCUUCUUUCCGCGCAGGGACGGCAUGCAACGGAAGGUGAGAAAAAGGAGAUUGGAAGCCUGAUUGUGGAGUUGUUGCUGCUGCAAAAGUCGCAUGCAAAGCUGCAAAAAGAGUAUGCUUACCUGCUUGUCCUUCGCUGUCUGGAACGGCGUGCACAUUGUCCGAAGUGCGGGUGCACAUUGGACGAAAUACGGCCACACGAUGCGGAGGCAAGGAAAACGAGAUGCGAGAAGAUCCGGGAGCGGAUCCUUGAGGUGAACAACGCGCAGGGGCGGAGUGUGCAAGGGGCGCGACCAAGUUAUUUGUUGGAGUCGUCGUUGGAGUCAAAAUUCAGAGGGAGGAAAGUGCGCAAUGCGCUGGGAGAAUACAGAAAAUCCAUAGUCGAGACGGGAGCGAGGCUACGGAGUAUUGACACAGAGCGCACGGAGUUUGUGGAUGACAUGCACGCCGAGGUUGUGAUUGGUGGUGACGUUGUUGUCGAUCGCCAGCCGGGGGAGGGUCCCCUACUGUAUGAUGCGAUGGCACGCGUGCGUCAAGAGGACGACAUGCCUGGUUUGAUUCCGGUGUGGUAUAACGGGGAGGAUGAGCGUUUGGACGACGAUUAAAUAUGAAUUGACUUGCGCCGCGGUGGGUUGUUUUCGGGACCGGCGUGUUGGGAGGAUGGGGAUAUAAGGGAACAUUG
Chara braunii is the source of this 2799-nucleotide messenger RNA. NCBI's taxonomy places the organism in Eukaryota, Viridiplantae, Streptophyta, Charophyceae, Charales, Characeae. The record is from the annotation of a GenBank genome assembly.